Molecule: messenger RNA, 1623 nt
Organism: Alligator sinensis (Chinese alligator)
Lineage: Eukaryota; Metazoa; Chordata; Crocodylia; Alligatoridae
Product: pyruvate carboxylase, mitochondrial
Exons: 11
Biological process (GO): pyruvate metabolic process; gluconeogenesis
Cellular component (GO): cytoplasm
Molecular function (GO): pyruvate carboxylase activity; metal ion binding; ATP binding
Source: RefSeq, a predicted model, not a curated record
AGCUCUGAUUCAGUGGGAACGCGGUGGCUUUAGCCCGGCACCAGGGAGCAAAGGUCCCCACAGUCUUACUUUGCUUUCCGACAGGGAAGAAAGAAGGAGAAUUCGGGGCAAGUUUCCAGCCAGUCCACCCUACUGGGAGCCAGAAUCUGCUCCGCAAGAAGCCAUCCCCUGCUCGGGAGCCCGGGUCUUGCUCAGAGGCUGCCCCGUGUCUUUCCACCCAAUGCAGUAGAAAAGGAGCCCCGCCAGCCUCAAUGACUGAAGAUGGCUAGAGAAGGGCAAGGUGAGCGGGGUGUGACGAGUCUUCGCAGAGACCAGUAGGAAAGAAGAGGCGAGAGAGAGAGAGAACCAAAGGCAGGUGAUAGAGAGAGAGACAGAAAGCAGUGAUCUAAAUGCAGCCAGCCGCGCUAGGACAAUGCCAGGCUUCAGCAUUAGACGCAGAUGUUACAGCUGUGCUGGGUGCGGAGGGGCCGGGCCCUCCUGGGCCGCCGGCGCCUCUGGCUGCUCCGUGCUGCCCGGCACCGCUCUCAGCACGUUGACUACAAGCCCAUCCGCAAGGUCAUGGUGGCCAAUAGAGGGGAGAUCGCCAUCCGCGUGUUCCGGGCAUGCACAGAGCUGGGCAUCCGCACGGUGGCCGUGUACUCGGAGCAGGAUACGGGGCAAAUGCACCGUCAGAAGGCGGACGAGGCGUAUCUCAUUGGGCGGGGGCUGCCACCCGUGCAGGCCUAUCUCCACAUCCCUGACAUCAUCCAGGUGGCCAAGGAGAAUGAGGUGGACGCGGUGCAUCCUGGCUAUGGGUUCCUCUCAGAGCGAGCAGAUUUUGCCCAGGCCUGUGCUGAGGCUGGAGUACGCUUCAUUGGGCCGUCCCCUGAGGUUGUGCGCAAGAUGGGUGACAAGGUGGAGGCGCGCACUAUUGCUAUUGCUGCAGGGGUUCCUGUGGUGCCAGGCACGGAUGCGCCUAUCACAUCGCUGACUGAGGCCCAUGAGUUCUCCAACAGCUAUGGCUUCCCCAUCAUCUUCAAGGCAGCGUUCGGUGGUGGUGGCCGGGGCAUGAGGGUCGUCCGGAGCUACGAGGAGCUGGAGGAGAACUAUACUCGUGCCUUCUCGGAGGCACUGUCUGCCUUUGGCAAUGGGGCGCUCUUUGUGGAGAAGUUCAUCGAGAAGCCACGGCACAUUGAGGUCCAGAUCCUGGGGGACAACUAUGGGAAUGUGGUACACCUCUAUGAGCGCGACUGCUCCAUCCAGCGGCGCCACCAGAAAGUUGUGGAGAUUGCACCAGCGGCUCACCUGGACCCCCAGCUUCGUGCCCGCCUCACCCAUGACGCUGUGCGCCUGGCCAAGCAGGUGGGAUACGAGAACGCCGGCACAGUGGAAUUCCUGGUGGACAAACACGGCAAACACUAUUUCAUCGAGGUCAACUCCCGUCUCCAGGUGGAGCACACAGUCACCGAGGAGAUCACCAAUGUGGACCUGGUCCAUGCCCAGAUCCGUGUGGCCGAGGGGCGGAGCCUGCCUGACUUGGGCCUGCGCCAGGAGCUAAUUCGCGUCAAUGGCUGCGCCAUCCAGUGCCGCGUCACCACCGAGGACCCUGCCCGCGGCUUCCAGCCUGACACCGGCCGUAUUGAG